UAAGUGUGUUGGAGACUGGAGAUGGAAAGGCCUUCUUCCCCACAAACUUCACUCUCCGCAUCACAAUCUCUGGAGUCGUGCAAUGGACAAACUCCAUGGACAUGAUUUGUCUGAAAGUCGCAGUUCAACUCCCGGCUGUGCGCUCACCCGGCUCUAGGCUCAUGGAGUCUAUAAAUUGACCCUCUCGUCCGAACCUUUGGUGAAGGGAACAGCUUUUCUGCUUCAAUCGUCCAGCUUUUCUUGUUGGGUUCACUCCUACAUCAACCUUAGUUCUUUGCCUGCGACAUGAUGGCUGACGCCAUUCGCGAGCCGAAGAAGGAGACAAAUAUAUCAUCCGACAUGGUCGAGCAUGCCGUGGCUAAGGAAGACCUCGAGAUUCCCGACCUCGAUGCCCGUCUCCAACAGCUCGCCCACGAAGCUCCUCCGUUCUACAAGAACCACAAUCUUCUGAUUGUAUACUUGCUCAUGAUUACAGGCUGCUUGGUCCCUUCUGUUACCUUAGGCUUCGAUUCGGCGAUGAUGAACGGCCUGCAGGCUGUGGAUACAUGGAUUGAUUACUUUGGCAAUCCAUCGGGCUCCAUACUGGGCUUGAUGACUUCUAUCCUGUCCGUUGGUGCCGUCUGUGCCACUCCAUUCAUUAGUCCCCUGGGUGAUAGAUUCGGACGACGUUGGGGUAUCUGGUUUGGCUCGGCCGUCAUGGCUGUCGGUGGCGCCCUUCAGGGUGCCUCGGUGCAUAUCUCAAUGUUCCUCAUUUCCCGCUUCCUCGUUGGGUUCGGCCUGGUUUUUUCCAAUACAUACGCUCCUAUCCUGAUAGGAGAGCUUGCCCAUCCUAGAGAUCGUCAAGUAGUCACGUCUCUGUAUCAAACAUCCUGGUACUUUGGCGCUAUAGCUGCUGCAUGGUGCACUUUUGGAACGUACGACAUGCCCAAUGAGUGGGCGUGGCGCAUCCCAUCACUCCUUCAGGUGGUUCCGGCUUCUAUCACCCUUGUCGGAGUAUUCUUUCUUCCCGAGUCACCUCGUUGGCUCAUCGCAAAUGGACGCGCAGCAGAUGCAAAGAAAAUCCUCGUUCACUAUCACGCCAAUGGCCGAGAGGGCGAUCCGAUGGUCGAAUUGGAGUAUGCAGAGAUGAAGCGCGUGAUCGAGGCCGACAUGGCCAAUCGAACACCCUGGAAAGCACUUAUUGCCACGCCAGGAAACCGGCGCCGUUUAGUUCUCAUGAUAAUGCUCGGUUUCUUCUCCCAAUGGUCUGGCAAUGGGCUGGUCUCGUAUUACCUAGUCCGCGUCCUCGAAACCGUCGGAAUUGCCAGCCGCAAGAACCAAAGCAUCAUCAACGGGUCUCUCAUGAUCUGGAACUGGUUCUGCGCCAUCGGAUCCGCAUUUGCAACCGCCAAAAUCCGCCGCCGCACGCAGUUCCUCAUCUCCACCGCGGGGAUGCUCACCAUUUUUGCCGCCCAAACUCUCUGCGCAGGCCUCUUCAACGAACACAGCAACCAGGCCGCCGGAAACACUGUGAUUGCCAUGCUCUUUCUCUUCUAUACGUUUUAUAACUUUGCCUUCAACGCGCUUCUGUAUUCUUACCCGGUCGAGGUCCUCCCGUAUCCGAUCCGCGCCAAGGGCUUCUCGGUCCUCAUGUUCUGCGGCAAGGCGGCGAAUUUCGUGAAUGCUUUGGUUAAUCCUAUUGGAUUAGAGGCCAUUGGGUGGAAUUAUUACCUUGUUUACGUGGGUUGGUUGUGCGUUGAGACUGUUUGCGUUUAUUUCUAUUUUGUUGAGACCCAGGGGCCGAGUUUGGAGGCUAUUGCUGAGGUCUUUGACCGGCGGUAAGGAUUCGAUCAUUUCGAGAUACAGUCAUGCUAGCAGGACCCUUGUUGGGACUUGCAGAAGGUUCUAGCACGCAUGCAGAUUGAACGUUACCCUGUCUACUCUAUAAGAUAUAUGUAUAUAGACCUAUGGCGAGAAAUAUGUGUGGAUAUAGGCCCAUCGUUCCCUAGGCAGUGGUUAAGCGCCGCAGCUAAGACUCACGCGCCCUAAGACGUUUCUGUGCAAUAUAGCUCGGCGUCAAUAUAGUUGGAAUCUGAUCCUUCCUAUGCUGUUCGAGAGAUUCUGCAUCAGCUAAGCUUUCGAGUCCGCUAGAACGACCUUCGAC
This is a messenger RNA of Aspergillus calidoustus, 2143 nucleotides long. Lineage: Eukaryota; Fungi; Ascomycota; Eurotiomycetes; Eurotiales; Aspergillaceae. The record is from the annotation of a GenBank genome assembly.